GGGAGAGUUAGUGGACGUACUAUAUGUGUGUGAAGUGUAGGACCGGUGGCUGUGGCGGCACUUUCUUGACAUCCAUUUUGGUUUUGCAUUCAAUCUAUUGUUCCGCCAAAACAUCGCAAACAUCACUACACAUCGGAUCCAGUGAUCGCGUCCGACACCACACCAUCACAACACUCGUACAUCACAUCCCAUUCGGGGGACGAGACGUGAAGACACGACAACAGAUCCGACAGCGAGAGAGAGACACAGAUUGGUUGCAGUGAUGUCGUCGAGCGGACCAAAGUUCACGAUCGGAGACCUGGUUUGGGCGAAGAUGAAGGGCUUCAGCCCCUGGCCGGGGAAGAUAGUGGACGGCUCGCAGGCGAACCUGCGGUCGCCCAAACCGCCCGGCAAUCUGCGCCAGAAGUCGAUUCAAUGCGUGUACUUCUUUGGCUCGAAUAACUUCGGUUGGAUCCAAGAGGACGCCAUCAAACCGUACGCCGAGUUCAAGGACCAGAACUGCAAACUCAACAAAAGCCACGCCUUUAAGGAGGCCAUCGAGAAGAUCGAGGAGUUCAUCAAAACCGGAGAGAUAGCACCCGUGACCACAGCCACUGCCGGCGAUCAGACACCCAAUUCAGGUACCAAUUUGUCACAUAAGACUAGUGUCAACGCUCUGUCCGCCCAAACCGGUGCGGAUAAGAGCGCCGCAGACAAAGAACCGGGACUCAGAACCGCUGGUGACGACAAUAAAGGUCUGAAACUGCCGUCGAUUGAUGAAGAAAUUGCCACUAUUUUUACGGGCAAUAAGACUGACGGCGAGGAGAAGAAGACCAACGCUACGAACUCGGCUUCGGCCGCGAGUACACCGACCGCUGGUCAACGCGAUUACAGUCGAACUCCAUUUGGUCCAAAGUCAAAGGCCGGCAAAUCGAAAGCCUCGACACCGGCGGCCAAUGACGACGACGCGCCGCCUCCGCCCGCCAAGCGCUCCAAAAGCGCGUCCAUUGAAGAGAAUGUGAACAACACUUCGGCCGCUAAAUCUCCGGCCAAGUCUGCGGCUCGCAAUCUAUUGGCCCGAACCUCACAAUACUUACUCGACUCCAACAGCACUGCUGUCAACGAUCAGCCGGAAGUGGAUCUCAAGACUAUAUCCGCUAAGUCUAAGACUAUUCAACCGUCGAGUCUAAAGUUCGGAUUCAUUGGCUUAGGAUUAAUGGGUCAGCGAUUGCUGAAGAAUUUGUUAAACUCUGGCCAUACGGUCACCAUUUGGAACCGAACUCCCAGUAAAUGCAAGGACUUUGUAAAAGCGGGAGCAGUGAAGGCGACCACUCCGGCCGAUGUGGUGGCCGCGUCUGAUAUAAUAUUUUCGUGUUUGGCUGAUCCGCAUGCCGUCAAAGAGAUAGUGUUUGGAAACUGCGGUAUUUUAGCCGAAAUCCGAUCGACCAAAGGGUACGUCGAGAUGACCACAAUAGACGCCGACACCAGCAAUGAUAUAUCGGAGGCCAUAAUGGCGAGAGGGGGUCGCUAUCUGGAGGCGCCACUCAUUGGGAGCGGCAAAUUGCAGGCGGAAGAGGGAAAUCUGACGGUCAUUGUGGCGGGCGAUAAGUCACUGUUCGACGAAUGCAACUCCUGUUUCCAAGCCAUCAGUAAACACGCGUUCUAUUUGGGCGGUCAGGUGGGCGACGCGUCCAAAAUGAACCUGGUGGUGUCCAUGUUGAUCGGCAAUCUGAUUGGCUCGUUGGCCGAGAGCAUGGCGUUGGCCGACAGAACCAGUUUAUCGCAAAAAGACUUAUUGGAAAUCCUAUCGCUUUCGCCGCUCAACUGUCAGACACUCAUAUCGAAGGGUAAGUCUAUGAUUGACGGCGGGUUCGCAACGGAGAUGCCGUUAACACACAUGCAAAAAGACCUGCGGCUGGCCUUACAGUUGGCUGAGGUGUACGAACACCCGAUACCCAUCACCGCCUCCACCAACGAAGUGUUUAAACACGCGAAACACUUGGGUUACAGCGAACACGACGUGGCGGCCGUCUAUAUCAGGUCCCGGUUCUAACGGCACCUACACUGACAUCAGGCACACACCCACUCCGGGCGCGCGUUACGUACCCUUUCAUCACAAUGUCUGACAAAUACAACAAAUCCGCUGAUAUUAUAAUCCAU
This is a messenger RNA of Medioppia subpectinata, 2139 nucleotides long. Lineage: Eukaryota; Metazoa; Arthropoda; Arachnida; Sarcoptiformes; Oppiidae. The record is from the annotation of a GenBank genome assembly.